AUGGCUACAAUCAAUGAAUCAUCAGGAUUCUGGGAAUACUGGCAAGAGCUGUUCAAGAGCAAAGGACCUGAGGCACAAUGCUUCAUGAUCACCUUCUACGAAGGCAAGAAUUUCCAGGGGCGGCUCUAUGAGUCUGACAGAGACAGUUUGGAUUUCCACAGUGACUUGAGCCAUUGCAAUUUCAUCUGUGUGGAGUGGGAUGCCUGGGCUGUUUAUGAGCAGCCAAACUUCUCAGGGAACAUAUAUAUGCUGACUCAUGGGGAGUAUCCUGAAUAUCAGUACUGGAUGGGCCUAAAUGACCGUAUCAGCUCAUGCAAAUCUAUUCAAUUAUCCAGUGGAGGCAAAUACCAGAUCCAGCUCUUUGAGAAGGGUGACUUUAGUGGCCAGAUGCAUGAAUCCACAGAAGACUGCCCUUCCGUCAUGGAUCAGUUUCAUCUCUGGGAAAUCCACUUCUGCAAAGUCCUGGAUGGGGCCUGGGUUUUCUACGAACAUCCCAAUUUCUGUGGGAGGCACUAUCUUCUGGAGAGAGGGGAGUACAGUAAACCUGUCGAGUGGGGGUUGGUGUCCCCAGUGGUCCAGUCUUUCCGCCGUAUUGCAGAGUAA
Rhineura floridana is the source of this 603-nucleotide messenger RNA. RefSeq names its product crystallin gamma S (gene CRYGS). NCBI's taxonomy places the organism in Eukaryota, Metazoa, Chordata, Lepidosauria, Squamata, Rhineuridae. The coding region runs from base 1 to 603 and encodes 200 amino acids. The record is from RefSeq and is a predicted model, not a curated record. The transcript is spliced from 3 exons. Gene Ontology annotation, biological process: visual perception; lens development in camera-type eye. Gene Ontology annotation, molecular function: structural constituent of eye lens.